AUGUUCCUAGGCCCGUUAUCGCUCCCGGACCCUUGUGCCCAGGCUGGCUAUUGCCCCGCCUCCCGGCGCCGGGCCUUCGUCUCUCGUCCGCUGCUCGGCGCCCGGGCCCUUUACUGCUUCCGGGCUCCGGCCGUCUCCUGGCGCCCGGACUCACUAUUGUUCCGGUGCCGGGUCUUCUCCUCUCGGCUGGUUCCCGUCCCUCGGGCGACUAUCGCUCUCGGACCAAGUCUCUUGGGUUUCGCCCUCCUCCCGGCGCCCGAGCCCGCUGUCGCCCCCUGUUCCUAA
Linum trigynum is the source of this 285-nucleotide messenger RNA. The record is from the annotation of a GenBank genome assembly. NCBI's taxonomy places the organism in Eukaryota, Viridiplantae, Streptophyta, Magnoliopsida, Malpighiales, Linaceae.